Apaloderma vittatum (bar-tailed trogon) is the source of this 643-nucleotide messenger RNA. Its product is annotated as noelin-3-like. The record is from RefSeq and is a predicted model, not a curated record. NCBI's taxonomy places the organism in Eukaryota, Metazoa, Chordata, Aves, Trogoniformes, Trogonidae. Gene Ontology annotation, biological process: signal transduction.
AUGAGUUCUCCACUGCUGAAGGUUGGUGCCGUUCUUAGCACCAUGACAAUGAUCUCUAGCUGGGUGUCCCAAACUCUUCCAUCUCUGGUACGACUAAAUACCCCCAGAAUAACCACUUCAGAUACUCUAACUCAGAUUAGCCCCAAGGAAGGGUGGCAAGUUUAUAGCUCAGCCCAGGAUCCUGAUGGCCGCUGCAUUUGCACUGUUGUUGCACCGGAACAAAACCUGUGUUCAAGAGAUGCCAAAAGCAGGCAGCUCCGACAGCUGCUGGACAAGGUUCAGAACAUGUCUCAGUCUAUUGAAGUUUUAAAUCUACGGACUCAGAGAGAUUUCCAGUAUGUUUUAAAAAUGGAAACGCAAAUGAAAGGGCUGAAGGCCAAGUUUCGGCAAAUUGAAGAUGAUCGGAAAACGAAGCAUUUUCAGGAGUUGAAAGAAAAGAUGGAUGAGCUCUUGCCACUGAUCCCGGUUCUGGAACAAUACAAAACCGAUGCCAAAUUAAUCACCGAGUUUAAGGAGGAAAUUAGGAAUCUCUCUACCGUCCUCACUGGGAUUCAGGAAGAAAUUGGUGCUUAUGACUAUGAGGAACUACACCAGCGUGUACUUAGUUUAGAAACCAGGCUUCGAGACUGCAUGAAAAAGCUCA